Messenger RNA from Brettanomyces nanus, 486 nucleotides. RefSeq lists its product as uncharacterized. Bases 1 to 486 code for a protein of 161 amino acids. The record is from RefSeq and is a predicted model, not a curated record. Lineage: Eukaryota; Fungi; Ascomycota; Pichiomycetes; Pichiales; Pichiaceae. The transcript is spliced from 2 exons.
AUGUCCGCUGGACGUUCACAAAUGGUGCUUCGGUCGGAACCUGAUUCACCGUCUUUAGGACCGACUUCUGCUUCUGGUUCUCCAUCUUGCUUUUAUUUGACUGAUCAUUCACCUCCAAGUUCUCUGCAGUCGAACGCUUCCUAUCUGAACUUAUACGCAUCUCAGUUGCAAGGCAACACACCGAGGAUGAUGAGGGCUAACUCCACCCUUUUCAGGGAACCUCACAUCUCAAGAACAAAUUCUUUGAGCAACUCCAUUGGAGGAAAGUCUCCAGAGUUUUCCCCUGUCUCUUCAACUAUGCCUUCGAUGACCCCAUUGAACUUAUCAAUAUCAACGAGUGGAACUAUUAGUCCAGAGCUAGAAGAUAAAAAUGGAAACUUUCGUGAUGACUUGGGUACUGACGAACCCAAAUUUAGCGGUGGAAGUGAUGGUAACGAUGAUGACGAUGAUGUCUUUGGGGAAAAUAUAAGUAAUCCCCGACCCUAA